Messenger RNA from Puccinia graminis f. sp. tritici CRL 75-36-700-3, 655 nucleotides. RefSeq lists its product as uncharacterized. The coding region runs from base 131 to 655 and encodes 174 amino acids. The record is from RefSeq and is a predicted model, not a curated record. Lineage: Eukaryota; Fungi; Basidiomycota; Pucciniomycetes; Pucciniales; Pucciniaceae. The transcript has 5 exons.
UGCGGGGUCCAAAUCUCACGGACUGAUGACAGCAAUGUAGGCGAGUUGUGGGCAGGGAACGGUCGGGCUGACUGUAAACCUCUUGAAUCCAUAAUCUCAGGACCGCUCAUGGCCCUGAGAUAAUUAUUGGAUGUCGGCGGCUUAUCGUCGGGCCACCCACAUCCCGCCCGGUGGACAUGGGUCAACACCCCGACCACGCCGACCCCCUGGCUUCAAAGCUGCCAAUUUGACGUCGGCAGACAGGAAGGUUUGGCUGGGUCGGCGGAGGUCGGUUCGUCCGUCAAGAUACCGGGCGGGUUGCCGUCGAGAUGCACCCGUGGUCGACCACAUCAACCAGCUUGGUAUUUUUCUCUUUGGCCACAUUUCGAACAGCAAACCUGAAGACGAUAUGUUCGCUGCUGUUGUGGUCUCCACUACCAUAAUUGCUGUUGCACACCUAUAUUUCACUCGCCAAGAGACCCCAAGACAAGAGGGUCAUCGACGAGAGGCUGAACAAAAACGACAAGAGGCUGAACGAAAACGACAAGAGGCUGAACGAAAACGACAAGAGGCUCAUGCUGCCAUGAUGAAGAUCCAGGAGGAGAUACUCUUAAGAGUAAGAGAGCUGGCGAAGGCAGUCGCUGAGCUGAAGAUUACCCACGACUCAAGGCUGUGA